Messenger RNA from Chanos chanos (milkfish), 1089 nucleotides. It is a transcript of the gene cers1, whose product is annotated as ceramide synthase 1. The transcript is spliced from 7 exons. Gene Ontology annotation, molecular function: sphingosine N-acyltransferase activity. The record is from RefSeq and is a predicted model, not a curated record. Gene Ontology annotation, biological process: ceramide biosynthetic process. Bases 1 to 1089 code for a protein of 362 amino acids. NCBI's taxonomy places the organism in Eukaryota, Metazoa, Chordata, Actinopteri, Gonorynchiformes, Chanidae. Gene Ontology annotation, cellular component: membrane.
AUGGAUGGUUAUGCCGGGGAUGAGGGUAGCGACACCGGAGCCGUGGAACCCAUGCCUGGGUAUGUGGAUUUCACCACUAAAGCGUAUUCCGUUAUGUUCAGUGCCUUGGGAGAAUGCGCCGACUGCGGGCUAGAGCUCUCCAGAAGGACUCUCCUGGACAAUGCCCACAUCACCUGUACAGAAAUUGCUCUCUUCAUCCUCUGUGCCGUAAUGUGGACGAAGACGCGACGAGGUCUCACCGCCUACGUGUUUCAGCCGCUUGCACAAUGGUGUGACCUCCAGCCCAAAGAUGCUGCCAAGAUGCCUGAGAGCGCGUGGAAGCUGGUCUUCUACACCAUGUCCUGGUCCUACAGUACCUACCUGCUCUUCUUCACCCAUUACCCCUUCUUUCACAACCCCCCCUCUGUGUUUUACGACUGGAAAAGCGGGAUGUCCGUGCCGACGGACAUCGCCAUCGCAUACCUCAUCCAAGGCAGUUUCUACGGCCACUCCAUCUACGCCACCAUCUACAUGGACGCGUGGAGGAAGGACUCGGCCGUCAUGGUGGUCCACCACAUCAUCACUCUGGCUCUCAUCACCUUCUCCUAUGCCUUCAGAUAUCACAACAUCGGAGUUCUGGUUCUGUUUCUCCACGACAUUAAUGAUAUUCAGCUGGAGUUCACCAAGCUAAAUGUUUACUUUAAGACCCGAGGGGGGCGUUUCCACCUCGUCAACGACAUCCUCUCCAACAUAGGCUCUGUGAGCUUCAGUAUCACCUGGUUUUGGUUCCGUCUCUACUGGUUUCCUCUGAAAGUGCUGUACUCCUCCUGUGUGAGCAGUCUGCAGUCGGUUCCCAACAUCCCCUUCUACUUCUUCUUCAAUGCCCUGCUCUUCGCCCUCCUCCUCAUGAACAUCUACUGGUUUUUGUACAUAGUGCUGUUUGUGGUGAAGGUCCUAUCGGGGCAGAUGAAGGAGGUUAAUGACGUACGUGAAUAUGAGGAUGAGGAUGCAUUAAUGAUGAAGAGUGAGAAACAUCUCAGUGAGAGGUCUCACAUCUCAGAUGAAGGGAAACACGUGCACAAUGGAAUCGCCAAGGAGAAGCAUCUCUAA